UGCAGCAAUUAACACUGGCUAAUUAAGCUAAUUAACUAAGCUUAGUUAACUGCAACUCCAGUCAGAAAGAUGGCUACUUGGUCCAAGGCGGCGUCGUCGUCGUCUCUGAUCAUUCUGGCCAUCUUUCUGCUCAGCUUGGCCGGCGUCGCACAUGGCCGGAGCAGCAGGAGGCUGGUCAGGAGCUACGACGAGCCGUGCAUGGAGAUGCGGCUCUACCUCCACGACAUCCUCUACGACUACAGCAACAGCACGUCCAACUCCACGUCGGCGGCGGCCACCAGGCCGACGGCGCUGAGCACCGCCGCGCCGUCGGCGCCGGCGGGAGGCACCUUCUUCGGCCAGGUGGUGGUGUUCAACGACCCGGUGACGGAGGGGCGCCGGGCGCUGCCGCCGGCGCUGGAGGAGACGGAGGUGCGCGCGCAGGGGCUCUACUUCUACAACGGCAAGGAGGCGUACAACGCGUGGUUCGCCUUCUCCGUCGUGUUCAACUCGACGGCGCGCCGCGGCACGCUCAACCUCAUGGGCGCCGACAUCAUCGCCGAGAAGACGAGGGACGUCUCCGUCGUCGGCGGCACCGGCGACUUCUUCAUGGCGCGCGGCGUCGCCACGCUCCGCACCGACGCCGUCGAGGGCUUCACCUACUUCCGGCUGCAGAUGGACAUCAAGCUCUACGAGUGCUACGUCUGAUGCAUGCAUGCUUGCUUAUCAUGGCGGGCAUCUUCAAAACUAUUAUCCGUUGACCAUGCAAACAAUAAUACUCCCUCGGAUCAUUUUUAUUCU
Messenger RNA from Oryza brachyantha (malo sina), 780 nucleotides. RefSeq names its product dirigent protein 5-like. The record is from RefSeq and is a predicted model, not a curated record. The transcript has a single exon. The coding region runs from base 70 to 687 and encodes 205 amino acids. NCBI's taxonomy places the organism in Eukaryota, Viridiplantae, Streptophyta, Magnoliopsida, Poales, Poaceae.